GGUUUCAAUUCCUGUACUGUUUCUGUGUGUUCUGCCGAGUAACUAGUGAGAAAGCAAGCUCAAGGAUGCCAUUGGCUGGCUGACCCACAGCCGGCUCUGAAUAAUUCAUUGAAAAUAUUGUGACUUUGUGAUCACCAGGUGGACCGGGACCCGGGGCCCGCAAGCCCCACCCCGCCACUAACGGGAGGUGAAGAAAUGCUUUUUUCUCCGCUUUCCGAAGGGUGGUGAAUAUGCCCCUGGGCGGGUUUAGAGGGAAGAGGGACAGCCAGAAAAUCAUUAUUUGAGCGGAGGGAGGAGAAAAGAAAACGCAGAAGUUCAUUCUAGAAGGUCUCCCGUCGCUGCCUCUCCAGGUGACUCUUCUUGGAUGCUUAUGGAGCCAGUUGCUUCUCUGUAUUUUUCCCUGCCAGGCUUCCUUCUCUUCUUCCACCUGCUCAGCUCCUUUGCACCGGUCUCAGUCCAGUUUAAUGUCCUGGGACCAGCUUAUCCAGUCCUGGCUGUGGUGGGAGAAAACGUCAUGUUACGCUGCCACCUGUCACCUGAGAAAAACGCUGAGGAUAUGGAGGUGCGGUGGUUCCGGGCACAGUUUUCCCCUGCGGUGUUCGUGUACAAGGGCAGGCGGGAGAGAACAGACGAGCAGAUGGAGCAAUACCGGGGAAGAACAACUUUUGUGAGUGAAGCCAUCAGCAAGGGGAGUGUGGGGCUGAUCAUACACAACGUCACCGCCCACGAAAACGGCUUCUACUGCUGUUAUUUUCAAGAAGGCAGAUCUUACGAUGAGGCCAUCGUGCACCUGAUAGUGAUAAGCCUGGGCUCUAAACCCGUUAUUGAAAUGAAGGGCCUCGAGGAUGGAGGCAUCCGGCUGGAGUGUGUAUCUGCAGGGUGGUACCCAAAGCCCCAAGCUGUGUGGAGGGACCCUCAUGGUGAGAUCAUGCCCCCCCUGGAAGAGUCUUACACUGUGAGUGCAGACGGGCUCUUUCUGGUCACCACGGCUGUGAUCAUCAGGGACCAUUCGGUGCGGAACAUGUCCUGCUCUGUCAGCAACACCCUGCUCAACCAGGAGAAGGAAACUGUGAUUUUCAUUCCAGAAUCAUUUAUUCCCAGAACAUCUCCCUGGAUGGUGGCCCUGGCGGUCAUCCUGCCCACUCUGCCUCUCCUCAUUGCUGGGAGCAUCUAUCUCAUCAAGAAACUCCAGCUGGGAAAAAAGAUUCUGUCCAUGCAAAAAGAAGCUGAUAAUGAAGAGAAAGAAAUUACACGUAAGGAACUGGGGAAAGAACGUGUGGAAAAAGAGAAAGAAUGCCAAACAAAAGAGCAACUUCAAGAAGAAUUGCGAUGGAGAAGAAGCCUCUUACAUGCGAUUUCCUCUGCAGCUGAUGUGGUCCUGGACCCAGACACUGCUCAUCCUGAGCUCUUCCUGUCAGAGGACCAGAGAAGUGUGAGAAGGGGCCCUUCCAGGCAGAGCGUGCCUGACAACCCGGAGAGAUUCGACUGUCGACCUUGUGUCCUGGGCCUGGAGAGCUACUCCUUAGGGAGACAUUUCUGGGAGGUGGAUGUCGAAAACGUGAUGGUGUGGGCUGUGGGGGUUUGUAGAGACAAUGUUGAGAGGAAAGGGGAGGCCCUCCUGGUUCCUCAGAAUGGCUUCUGGACCCUGGAGAUGUUUGAGAACCAAUACCGUGCCCUCUCCUCCCCAGAGAAGAUUCUCCCCCUGAAAGAGCGUCUUCACCGGGUGGGCGUCUUCCUGGACUGUGAAGCUGGAGAUGUGUCCUUCUAUAACAUGAAGGACAGGUCACACAUCUACACAUGUCCCCGUUCACCCUUCUCUGGGCCCCUGAGGCCCUUCUUCAGGCUGGGAUCCGAUGACAGCCCCCUCUAUAUCUGUCCAUCGUUUAGAGGGGCCCAGGGGGUCACAGUGCCUGAGGGGGGCCUGGUCCUUUACAGGGCAGAGACCCACCACAACCACCAAUUCCCUGGUCUCAGAGCCAGGUAGGGAAACCCCGGCCCAGGCCACCUCUACUACAGCAUCACCUGGAGGAAUACUAUCCUCCUUCCUUCUGGUCACAGGAGAGUCUCCCCCGGGGUUCCCCCGGACAUGUCUUCACCCCCCGGAGCAUGUGUCUCCCUCAUUCGACUAUUGCUUUAGUAACUUGCUGCAUGUAACCAUGGGGCAGGGGCCAGUCUCAGGAGCACUAAGUGCUGCCACAUGGCUCCCAACCAACAAGUAAGUGUGAGAAAGUGACAGGCAGAGAACCAGCUGCUUUAACAUCGGAUGACGCAUUCAGCCCAAGACUGGAAUUGACAUCAGAUACUGUGGAUCUGGGGAUUCCCUAAUAGCUUAGUUGGUAAAGAAUCCACCUGCAAUCUGCUGGAGAAGGGAUAGGCUACCCACUCCAGUAUUCUUGGGCUUCCCGUGUAGCUCAGCUGGUAAAGAAUCCACCCGCAAUGUGGGAGACCUGGGUUUGAUCCUGGGGUUGGGAAAAUCCCCUGGAGAAGGGAAAGGCUCCCCACUCCAGUAUUCUGGCCUGGAGAAUUCUGUGGACUGUAAAGUCCAUGGGGCCACAAAGAAUCGGACACGACUGAGUGACUUGGACUUGCACUUUCACUGUGGAUCUGGGGCAAGGACAACGGGACAUACUGGGAGGUAAGAGGGGCAGGGAGCCGGAAAUGGAGGUCAGAGAUGGAGGAAGUAAGACAGAAGGUCUAUUUCUAACCCACCCCCAGGAUUUCCAGAGCAUGCAGUAAAGCUCCACAGGCCUAGAUUCAGGAUGAUCUAGGAUGAAGGAGGAUGAAGGACAAGGAUGCAUCUGGGCCUGGCCUGGCUCAGGUGUCCCUACAAUAAACAAGGCGUCAGUACUUUGUUAUUGGGUGUGGCCUAAGGUUUAAGGUCCCAGAUGAGCAGAUAAGCAUUGGACCAAGUGGAUCUCAAAGUUCAGGUUCAGUGAGGAGAGCAGUGCUUUCCAGCUUUUUGGACUUAGGAUGCAUUUAGACACAUAAAAAUCAUUGAGGACAGAAAAGUGCUUUUGCUCAUCUGGGUUAUAUCUAUCAAUAUGUGUGGCAUUAGAGAUUAAACUGAGAACUAUUUUUAAUGUAUUUAUUAACAUAUUUAAAAAGGAACAAGUCAAUUAUAGGUUAAUAUGAAAAACAUGUUUCAGGAAUGAUCACUAUCUGUUGUUUCCAAUGUAAAAUAAAGUUUAUU
This is a messenger RNA of Capra hircus (goat), 3190 nucleotides long. RefSeq names its product butyrophilin subfamily 2 member A2 (gene BTN2A2). Gene Ontology annotation, molecular function: signaling receptor binding. The transcript is spliced from 8 exons. Gene Ontology annotation, cellular component: external side of plasma membrane. NCBI's taxonomy places the organism in Eukaryota, Metazoa, Chordata, Mammalia, Artiodactyla, Bovidae. Gene Ontology annotation, biological process: regulation of cytokine production; T cell receptor signaling pathway. The record is from RefSeq and is a predicted model, not a curated record. The coding region runs from base 365 to 1984 and encodes 539 amino acids.